CACAACUUCAAGUUACCAUCACAACCUAGAAUCUUCUCUUGUCACGUUUUGCUGACCAGCCGAUCAACAUACUCUUAGAGAUAGGUGACACGGUGGACCCUCACUGUCAUGCAACGCUCGAGCAGUCAGUCGACAACUUCAAGUUCGUCAGGCUCAGGCAAACCAGCCGACUAUGUUACUUUUGAGCGUAGUGUGGCUGGUUUCUCGGACGACGCUGUUCACCGUGCAAAAGCCGCGCAGCUCAAGCUAGAGCAUUUCUACAAGGUUGCUGUAGAAGCAGCUAUCGAGCGGAAUACCAGGCGCGUUGAACUUGAAAGGAAGCUGCAGAUCGAUAUCAUGACGUCCGAAGACAGGAAACAUCGCCAACUACAACAACUGGGAAAGAAGGAGUCUACUUAUCUUCGACUUCGGCGGACGCGGUUAGGUUUGGACGACUUCAGAACAGUGAAGGUGAUCGGGAAAGGUGCUUUCGGUGAGGUCAGGCUGGUCCAAAAAACUGAUACCGGUAAAAUUUACGCUAUGAAGACAUUGAAGAAGGAGGAGAUGCUGAAAAAGGACCAGUUGGCCCACGUUCGUGCUGAGCGCGACGUUCUGGCCGAGUCCAACUCCCACUGGGUGGUCCAACUGUUUUAUUCCUUCCAAGACCCACAGACGCUGUAUCUUAUCAUGGAGUUUCUCCCUGGUGGGGAUCUCAUGACCAUGCUCAUUAAAUAUGAUACAUUCUCUGAGGACGUCACUCGAUUCUACAUCGCCGAAUGUGUACUUGCCAUCGACACUGUUCAUAAGCUUGGCUUCAUUCACAGGGAUAUUAAGCCAGACAACAUCCUAAUCGACAAGGAUGGCCAUAUAAAACUGUCCGAUUUCGGACUGUCGACUGGCUUUCACAAGCAGCAUGAUUCAAGUUAUUACCAGCGGCUUCUGGACUCUUCUAACGGCGUGCAGUCACCGGCUGCCGCCGCCCGUAACAGUGUCAUGGUCAAUGCUAUCCACUUGACUAUGUCAAGCAAAGACCAAAUCGCUACGUGGAAAGCCAACCGUCGAAAACUGGCGUAUUCGACUGUUGGAACCCCUGAUUACAUUGCCCCCGAAAUCUUUCAACAGAAGGGUUAUGGCAAUGAGUGUGAUUGGUGGUCGUUAGGUGCGAUUAUGUUCGAAUGCCUCGUCGGAUACCCUCCUUUCUGCUCCGAAUCUACGCACGACACCUAUCAAAAGAUCAUCCAAUGGCAAUACCACCUAGUGUUCCCGGAUGAUGUCCAUCUAAGUCGAGAAGCUGAAGAUUUGAUCCGGCGACUUAUCACAUCUCAAGAUCGGCGAUUGAAUAUCGAACAGAUUAAGAACCACCCGUUCUUCUAUGGCGUGGAGUGGGACACGAUACGCCUGAUUGAUGCACCUUUUGUGCCGCAUCUUCGCUCGAUCACGGAUACGUCGUACUUCCCUACGGACGAGAUUGAUCAGGCACCAGCUGAAGCUCCUGUAGCGGACCUCGCCGAUGCUCAAAAGGACCUCGCGUUCCUUGGGUAUGAUAUCUAUUCAGCCUUAUCUUGUUGUCGGUUAUUCAUAUUUCGACAGAUAUACUUUCAAGCGAUUCACGAUCUCAUCGCAUGCUGUUUGAUGUUGGACUAUUUCUAACGGCCAUGUAAUAUAUAUAUGCAAGUUGUAUGCAAGGUUUGUAUACAUGUACGACUAUACGAAGGACUCGUCGUAAUUUUGAUAUGACACGG
Molecule: messenger RNA, 1721 nt
Organism: Suillus fuscotomentosus
Lineage: Eukaryota; Fungi; Basidiomycota; Agaricomycetes; Boletales; Suillaceae
Product: kinase-like domain-containing protein
Exons: 7
Coding region: 109-1629 (506 amino acids)
Biological process (GO): peptidyl-threonine phosphorylation; actomyosin structure organization
Cellular component (GO): cytoplasm; cytoskeleton
Molecular function (GO): protein serine/threonine kinase activity; ATP binding
Source: RefSeq, a predicted model, not a curated record